CUUGUUUAUGUUAAGGGGACAAGUGCUUUAAUCUUGCCAGCUCUUGCACUUGCACCCAGAGCCCAUUUGAGGCGUCUUCUCUAAACUUUGCUUUGUUGCAGGAAGCGGCAGCAUGAGGUCUGCCCUGCUGCUAAUUUGUGGUUUAUAGAAGGCUUCAAACAGCAGCGGGAGAGGAGGUCUAACUGAAAGAGAGAUCAACAGGCCAGGGCUCGGGCGUGGAGUUCAGUGGAUGACUUCUAUGUGAGUGGCCUUCAUCAGCCGGUUCUCUGAGCUAUUGCCUGCUUCUGCUGUCCCAGGCCUGUAAACACACACAAGAGAACCUAGAGGAGGAGAAAGAGGAGGAGGAGUAGGGGUCAACCAUGGAGCUGUAGGGACACGCUCAGAUGCCCGAGCAGAUAGCCGCAGGAGGAGGAGUGCUGCCGAGGAGAAGAACUCUGCAAUGAACAAGACCAAGAGGAAACCCAAUGUGGAGACUCCCGGUGGGCCAAAGAGCAGGAAGCUGGUCCAGCGCAGGAGGAACACAUGUCCCAGUCCUCAGGACAUCAGCAAGGCCCUGCAGAGCCCAAGCUCUGCUCCCAGCGCCAGUGCUGCCAACCUGGAUGAGCUCAUACAGCGCUGCCUGAACUGUUUCGAUUCGGAGGGGAAGACUUCCAGCCCCCGAGGUUCCCAGCUUGUCCACAUGACCCUCAUGAUGCACAGCUGGGUCGUUCCAUCUCAGAUGUUCGUCCAGAAACUCCUCACCCUAUAUAAGGAUUGUCCCUCUGACAAGAGAGGACUGAGGCGGGUGCAGAUCUGCCACCUUGUCAGGCAGUGGAUCAGCCAGUUCCCGGCAGUAUUUGAGAAGGACCCCCUCCUGGAACAGACCAUGGGGGACCUGUGGGAGCUGGUCCGGCUGGACGGAGAAAAGACACACUCGCAGCCCAUCGACACCUCCUGCUUAAACCCUCAUAUGAACGCAUCGCAGGCACCCUCGCCCUCCGUGAAGAAGAGGAAGGUGUCUUUAAUAUUUGACCACAUGGAGCCAGAUGAGAUGGCCGAGCAUCUGAGCUACCUGGAGUUUAAAAACUUCUGUAACGUCUCAUUCCUGGACUACCGCAGCUACGUGGUGCGAGGUUCUGUGAGGGACAACCCUGCCCUGGAGCGCUCAGUCAUGAUGUGUAAUGGAGUGUCCCAGUGGGUCCAGCUGAUGAUCCUCAGCAGGCACACAGCCCAGCAGAGAGCCCAGGUCUUCACCAAGUUUAUUCAUGUGGCUCAGAAACUGAGAGCCUUGCAAAACUUUAACACUCUAAUGGCGGUAACCGGAGGCCUCUGUCACAGCUCGAUCUCUCGCCUCAAAGACACGUCUAAUCUGCUGCCCCCUGACAUCACUAAGGUCCUGAGUGAAUUCACAGAACUCCUCUCCUCACGAAGCAAUUAUAGCAACUACCGACGGGUCUACAACGAAUGCAAGGGCUUCAAGGUGCCCAUCCUGGGUGUGCACCUGAAGGACCUCAUCUCACUCAAUGAGGCGCUACCGGACUACAUAGACGAAGAGAAGAUCAACCUGAGCAAACUGCAACAUCUGUACAGCAACAUCAAUGACCUACUGGCCAUUCACAGCUGCAAGCCGCCAUUCGAGGCCAACAAAGACCUUCUGCAUCUGCUCACGCUGUCUUUAGAUUUGUACUACACCGAAGAUGAGAUAUAUGAACUAUCGUAUAACAAGGAACCCAAAAACCCCAAGAUUCAGCCUGUAGCUCCAGUUAAAUCACCGGUCGUGGCAGAGUGGGGAUCUGGGGUCACCCCUAGGCUUGACUCUGACACCAUAUCCAAACACGUCAAACAGAUGGUGGAUUCCAUAAUGAAAAACUACGACUUGAACCCGGAUGGCUACAUUUCCCUGGAGGACUUCGAGAAAAUAGCAGCCAACUUUCCAUUCACCUUCUGCACCCAAGAAACUGACAGGGAGGGACAGAUCAGCCGAGAAGAAAUCACCUCUUACUUCAUGAGAGGAAUGUCUGUCUGCGCCAAGCUGGGCUACAACUUCAACAACACGCAUAACUUCCAUGAGACCACAUACAAGCGGCCGACGUUCUGUGAGACAUGUGGAGGCUUUCUGUGGGGUGUCAUCAAACAGGGCUACCACUGUAAAGACUGUGGGAUAAAUUGCCACCGACACUGCAAGGAUCUUGUGAGAGUGGGGUGCCAGAAGAAACACAAAAACACAACUGGGUCAUGUCCAUGCACCCCUGCACCUGACUCAAGAACCAAGGGCAACAGCUGGAGUUCAGAGGAAGAGGCCUUUGUUUUCCCCCAAAGCAACGAGUCUGAACAAAACAGGGUAAUGUCGGAUUGGACGAACAACACGGGGGAUUCCACGUUGUCAGAUCGCUCCACUCAGACCGAUCCUGGAGUGUGGACGCCUGAGAGGAGGGACAGGAGGGGAAACCACAUCAACUGUGUCGGACAUCCGUCUCCAGACAGAAGGGCCAUGACGCUGCCACAUCGAAGCAGAGGCUGCUCCAUGCCGGUUUCCUUCCUGCAGGACAAACUGGACGAGCUGCAUCUGCACAAAGACAAAAGCCGAGAGCCGGACUGAAGGCUCCGCUUCUUGCUCGGACCUAUCCCAGCCGGCGCCGCCACAUUUGUGUCGAAGCUGCGUCUCAGCGCCGUUGAGCUGAUCAGACUCUUGGCUGUGGAAUAGCAGCAGCUGUAAAUGGACUUCAUAGUUGUGAUGUUCUUGCUAGUUUGACUCUGAGGUUUCAGGCAUUGACUCUUUUCUUUUCCUGUGUAAUUUAUGAAAACCUUGUUUUAUUUGAACAGGUGCCUUGCAUUUCUGGUGCUAAGAUUCUUACAGAAUUUCUGAAGACCUACAGAUAUUUCUUGAGCUUAAUACAAAAAAGCAGGGUAGGAAAUUAACACUAAGCACCAAAAUCAAAUGUUUAGUUGAACUUUGGCAGCUAUUUGACAUCUGAUUAGUUAAACGUGUGACUUUUUUGGGGUUGGAUUGGAUGAAAACCUCAUGGAAACUAAGAUUGGACUUUUACAAACCUAGAUCUGUGACUUCCAUAAAAACUUUGAACAAAGGUUGUUUUGAAGCAACAUGCGAACAAAAUGUUUAUUUCCUGCCCUGAAAGUUCGUUCAUUUACGGUUCAGCAGGACUGCGCUGGAACAAUGCACAUGGUCUAACUAUUGUCAUCUUCCUUCUUUUGUCCCACGUCGGUUUUAGUCAAAACAAACGAGAAGAAUACAAAUACAGUUAGAAAUCA
Messenger RNA from Girardinichthys multiradiatus, 3249 nucleotides. RefSeq names its product RAS guanyl releasing protein 4 (gene rasgrp4). The coding region runs from base 440 to 2578 and encodes 712 amino acids. The transcript is spliced from 17 exons. Gene Ontology annotation, cellular component: plasma membrane. Gene Ontology annotation, molecular function: calcium ion binding; guanyl-nucleotide exchange factor activity. Gene Ontology annotation, biological process: Ras protein signal transduction; positive regulation of GTPase activity. NCBI's taxonomy places the organism in Eukaryota, Metazoa, Chordata, Actinopteri, Cyprinodontiformes, Goodeidae. The record is from RefSeq and is a predicted model, not a curated record.